Molecule: messenger RNA, 3828 nt
Organism: Anolis sagrei ordinatus
Lineage: Eukaryota; Metazoa; Chordata; Lepidosauria; Squamata; Anolidae
Product: NACHT, LRR and PYD domains-containing protein 12-like
Cellular component (GO): cytoplasm
Molecular function (GO): ATP hydrolysis activity; protein binding
Source: RefSeq, a predicted model, not a curated record
CACUAGAUGCUGCUGUUUUGUUGUAGCGUUACUGGAAACUUUGCAGUACUGAUCCUCCCUCCUGUUAUGAAAAUCAACUUCCUGGUUGCUGAAUGCCGUCCUUACUUGUUAACACAGACGUUGAAGAAAUUAAGGGAACUAGGCUUCAGGCUCUGGGUCAAAAACGUCAAAGGGAAAAGCAGAUAAAAGUGUUUAUCUGACAGAUCUAAAAGAAACACUUUUCUGUAUUUCAGUUAAUUGAAGUUAUUAUAUUUCUGUACACCAAAGGACUCCACCUUGUGGGUUUAAAUUCCAAACCCAGAUAUGUCACCAGAUUACAGGGAGAGAUACAGAGAACACAUUAGAAAAAAAUAUUGUUCACCUGAAGAUGGGAACCCUUGCUUGAUGGUCCAGAUACCUCCAAAUGAGAAAUACACUAAAGUGGUUGUUGCAAGUGGAAAAGAAAAAGAACGUGAAAUACUGAAUAGGCCAUGGAGACACACACAAUCGCUGUCUGAGCAAAUGCCUGUGACAACCAUAGAUGCGCUCUUUGAUACUGAGAAUGAUGGACCGCAGACGGUUGUGCUCUUUGGCAUGGCUGGGGUUGGGAAAACUGUGAUGGCCAGAAAGAUCAUGCAAGACUGGGCAACUGGAAGACAAUCUCCAGAAAGAUUUGAUUCUGUUUUCUACUUGAGUUGUCGUCAAAUGAAUUUCAUUGUGGUAGAGGCUAAUUUGGCUGAACUUAUUUUAAAUAAUCACUCUGAACCUAGACUUGGAGAAGCAAUUAACAAACUCCUCAUGAAUCCAGGCAAAUGCCUUUUCAUUAUUGAUGGUUUUGAGGAACUGAAUUGUUCCAUUAAACAACAGGAGAAUAACCUGAGCAUCAAUCCCUUUGAGAAGAAGCCGGUGGAGCUGCUCCUGAGCAGUUUGUUUUGCAAGACCCUCCUUCCUGAGUCCUGCUUAAUCAUCACUACUAGGCCAAAUGCUCUGGAGAGCCUUGAGGAUUGUUUGCAGUCACCACGCUAUGCCAGGCACCUGGGAUUUUCUGAAGAAGGCAAAAAAGAAUAUUUCUGCAAGUUCUUUGGGGAGGAAAAAUUAGCAGCACAGACUUUGAGCUACAUUAAAAAGAAUGAAGCACUCCUUGCUAUCUCCUUUGUCCCUAAUGUAUGCUGGAUCAUCUGCAUGGCAUUGAAACAGCAGCUGGACAGAGCUGAGGAAGAUCUGAUGCUACUUUCGGACACACUCACAGGAGUGUAUGCACUUUAUCUUUCCCAUUUGUCUAAGUCUCUUUGCACUGGCUCUGAGCAAUUAAAUCUGAUAGGACUCUGUUCAUUGGCUGCUGAUAGAAUCUGGGAAAAGAAAACCUUGUUGAAGGAACAGGACAUUCAAAAGCAGCUGGCUUUCCAUGGAACUCUCUUUCGGAAAGAUCCUGAUUGUGAAGGCAUCUACAGUUUCUUCCACCCCAGUAUACAAGAGUUUCUUGCAGCUUUGUUCUAUGUUUCUGAAGACGUGUCCAGAGAUACUGAGACUACUAAGAAAAGCAUCAUUUUUUUCUUGGAUGCUUGUAACGAAGUUCGAGGAGAUUUAACAUUAACAAUACAGUUUGUCUUUGGCCUUUUAAACAAAGAAAUAGUGAAAUAUUUAAAAGAACAAUUUGAGUGGAGCAUUUCACCUAAAAUUAAGACUGACUUAAUAGAGUGGUUUCAGUUAGACACACAGAUUCAGUUCAUUCGUCCAGAUUAUGGGCAACUAGAGCACUUUCAUUCUUUGUAUGAGAUCAAAGAAGAAGAAGAAUUUGUUAAGCAUGCACUAAAUCACUUAACUGAACUAACUUUACAAGACUUGACUUUUACGCAAAUGGAUCAAGUGGUUCUCUGUUAUUGCAUAAAUAAUUGUAUGAAUUUAGAAACUCUUUCCCUGUAUAGAUGUUUGUUUCUGUUGGAAGAAUGUGAAGCAGAAGUACUUCAAAGGCUCCCAAGUUAUCCACAUCAGCAACUUCAGAAGACAGAGAAGCAUUCAGCAAUUAACCUACUCUGUCAAACACUGAAGGACCCAGAUGGUAAAAUAAAGAAAGUGGAGCUUGAUGGAUGCCAGUUCACAGACAAAUUCUGGGAAGAUCUAUCUGUUGUUCUCUCAACAAACAUGGUGCUGGUGGAACUUGAUUUGCAGUGGACUAAUCUGAAGGACUCUGGUGUCAGGUUUCUGCGUGAAGGACUGAUUCAUCCAAAUUGCAAACUAAACAAACUGGGGUUGUGGGGAUGUAAUCUGGCUCAUGCUUGCAGUGAUGACCUUUUCACUGUUCUCAGCCACAGUCAGACAUUGAUGGAGCUCAAGCUGGGUUGCAAUUCUUCCUUGGGAAUCCAAGGAGUUCAGCAGCUCUGUGAAGGUCUAAAACACCAAGAUUGCAAGCUACAGAGCCUGUGGCUAGAUGAAUGUGACCUCAACGCAGCUGGCUGCCAGCAUUUCAUCCCUGUCCUCAGCACCAGCCAGAUACUAAGGAAGCUCAUCUUGGACAGCAACAAACUGGGAGAUGUGGGAGUGAAAGUGCUGUGUGAGGGCCUGAAACAUCCACAGUGCCAACUGGAAAAUUUAUCACUGGCUACAUGUGAGCUCAGCUCAGCUUGCUGUGGAGAUCUCUCCUCUGUUCUCAGCAUCAGUGAGACACUGACAGAGCUGGAACUGGAGUAUAACAAACUGGAAGAUACUGGACUAAGACUACUCUGUGAGGGACUGAAGCAGCCCAAAUGCAAACUGGAAAAAUUAGGGUUGGCAGGAUGUGGCAUUACAGCAGCCUCUUGUGAGGAUCUCGCAUGUGUCCUGGCAGUCAAAUGGACUUUGAAACAUCUUGAUAUUGAAUAUAACAAACUUGGUGACUCAGGAGUGAAGCUGCUGUGUGAAGGGUUGAAGCACCCGCAUUGCAGGAUGGAGACAUUAAACUUGUUCACUUGUGAUCUUACAGCUACUUGCACUAAGGAUCUUGCCUCCUUCCUUUGCUGCAACCAGACCCUUGCAGAACUGUUCCUAGGGGGUAACACACUUGGGGAUUUGGGUGUGAAGCAGCUGUGUGAGGGACUGAAACACUCCCAAUGCAAGAUUAAAAAACUGUGCUUAUGCGACUCUGGAAUCACAGCAGCUGGUUGUGUGGAGCUCUCUUCUGUCUUCAGCACAAGCCAGGUGCUGGAAGACAUUGAUUUAUGGCAGAACACACUGGAGGACUCAGGACUAAGGUUGCUGUGUGAGGGGCUCAAACACCCAGACUGCAAGCUGGAAGUUUUGUCGAUGUGGGGCUGUAAGUUCACAGCAGCUUCCUGUGGGGACCUUCAGUGUGUUCUCAGCACCAACCAGAGCCUGAAGAAGCUGCAACUGGAGAAUAACAAACUGGGAGAUUUAGGGGUGAUGUUGCUGUGUGAAGGACUAAAGCACCCCAACUGUAGACUGAAGUUAAUAGGACUUGAUAUAGAAGAACUGAGUGAAGACACAAUGCAAGAGCUUAGGUAUCUGAAACGGAUGAAACCUGAACUGAUCAUAGACACAUAGAUGGGGCAGUCGUGAUGCUGGAAGGCUGAGAUGUGGACAACUACAGAGGUCCAGAGCACCUUUGCUGAAGCAUGUCAGCUACUGACAGGGAUGAAUAAGGAAGAAACCAACAUUCAGACUAACCUUGUAAUGAGCAUCUGAAUAAAAAGCCAAACUUGGAAAGCAAAGCUCUUUUGGAUCUUCAUAAAUUCUAUCCCUUGUACCUCUUCAUAAGACUCCUUUCUUUUAUUUUUGCAGGUUUCCUUAUUGAUAUAGGAACUAAUUGUCCUUUGUUUGCUAAGCAAAUAAUAAAUCUAAAUGCUUUUUAUUCAA